Nicotiana tabacum (common tobacco) is the source of this 1359-nucleotide messenger RNA. RefSeq names its product DNA repair protein RAD51 homolog 4. The record is from RefSeq and is a predicted model, not a curated record. Gene Ontology annotation, biological process: DNA strand invasion; telomere maintenance; double-strand break repair via homologous recombination. Gene Ontology annotation, cellular component: microtubule organizing center; Rad51B-Rad51C-Rad51D-XRCC2 complex; replication fork. Lineage: Eukaryota; Viridiplantae; Streptophyta; Magnoliopsida; Solanales; Solanaceae. Gene Ontology annotation, molecular function: single-stranded DNA binding; ATP-dependent DNA damage sensor activity; ATP binding.
CCUCCAUCUUCAGUAUAAUAACACGCCAAAGUUCGAAACUGCGUAUCACUAUUGUUAGUUUGGGGAAUUGGAAUUGGGAAGAGAAAAACUCAAAAACAGAUGCCGCUAUUCAGCUCAAUGGAGUGUGAUUACCCAUUAAUCGACCCCAAUUUCCGCGACUUCUGUGCUUCUCACGCCAUUUAUUCAGUUGAAGAUUUUCUUCUACAUGAUCUUUACGUGUUAGUGAUUUCAACAGAACAGCAUCAUAAUUCUGAGAGAUUGAAGGAGGGCAUCACUCAGGUUCUGACUAUCAUCAAUGGUCAGCAUCAACCAUGGGUAAAUGGUCAGGAGUUGUUGGAUGAUGCUUUACAGAAUAAACGCUCCUUGCCUACUGGAUGUAGAAGCAUAGAUGCGUUUCUUCAUGGUGGAUUAAAGAAGGGACAUUUGACAGAGCUAGUUGGCCCGUCAUCCUCUGGUAAAACACAAAUUUGCUUACGAGCUGCUUCAAGUGUUGCGGAAAGCUGGGGCAAAAUCAUUUUCUUGGACUCUGGAAAUUCUUUCUCUUCAAAACGUGUUGCUCAAUUUGUCACUCAGACAUCAGAUCCUUCUGCUUAUGAGGUGGACAGGGCCCUUCAAGCAGUAAUGAACAACAUAGUAUGCUUGUCAGUGUUUGACAUUUUUACACUGUUUGAAGUGCUUCAUCAGCUAAAGAACAAUCUCAUAUCUCAGGUAGAUCAGCAUAUAAGUAUGAUUAUCAUUGACUCAAUAUCAUCACUCAUUACACCAAUUCUUGGAGGAGGUGGUGCACAAGGACAUGCUUUAAUGGUUUCAGUGGGAUUUUUACUAAAACGAUUAACACAUGAACAUGAUAUCUGCAUUUUGGUUACCAAUCACAUGGUGGCCGGUGAGAAAGGUACUUCCAAGCCAGCACUUGGGGAGAGUUGGAGGGGCAUCCCGCAUGUUAGACUUCUGUUAUCCAGAGACCACACUCGGAACAUCAGCAGCAUGUCAGUACUUAGACACCCACACAUGGCUACAGGAGAUAGAGUUGAGUUCGAGGUACAAUGAUAUCAGGCUUUAUAAUGCCUGAGAAUCUUGGCUUUUAGUUUAUCCAGGUAUCGACUUGAUGCUGUGGAAUUGUAGAGGAAAAUGUCAACUAAUAUAUUUGUUAGGAAAGAAGAAAGAUAUGGCGACCUUGUGAGAUGGAGAUGAAGCUACGAGACUACUACAUGUUUUUACUUUUAUAUGAAAUGGAUUGUGGUUCGUAUUUUGUAGUCUCUCAUUUGGACUGAGAUGAAACUAAUAUUAUUUUGACAGAAAAUAUUUACUGAAUAUAGAGGAGAAAAUUACUUUCUUAAUCAAAAUUGUGAGUUGAUGCUU